AUGCCCCAUCUGCACGGAAAUGAAGCGACGGACAGCGACACCGUAUCGAGUGUCUCAGCAUGCUCCAAAAACAUCAAUGCCGAUCAAGACGAUGCUGAGUGCCCAGUAAAGGCGGCAGAGAGCGCCGCCAAUAGGCUGCUAUCUCUGGCUGCAUUGGCCGAAGAGCACGGAAAAUGCAAUGUCGUGGUUGAUGUUCCUGCUGCUACUAGGGACGAAACCAAAGAGGGCAGCACUGUAGUGGAUGCCGCUCCAGCAUCACCCCCAGCUGUACCACCGAUGCACCAACAUCAACACGAAGAGGGACGCGAAGUCCCACCAGCAGCUCCUGGCAUGAGCCCACACUGGGCUAUGGUUGGUGGCCAUCCUCCAAGAUUCACUGGAUUCUUUCGUCAACCGGGAAUCCAUUCUGUUUAUGCACAAGGCAUGGCAGGUGCUCCAUCAGGCGUUAGCCCGAUACCACCUGAACACUCUCCCAGGUUCAUGCGAAGAGGGGCGCCAAGAGGCGGUUUCCCAAUGUGGGCCGGGCCUCCUCCUCCCCGUCCUCCUUAUCAUCCUCAUCCACGUGCCGUUGGCCCAUCCUCUCUUCCACCUCAUUUCCGACGUCCUAUUCCUCCAAUGUUCAUGGCACGCCAAUGUUCAGCCAAUGAUGAAGAACUUGAAAGGCGUUCACCUGCACCCAAGAGAGUGUCUUUGGGCUAUCCACCAAAGUCGAUCCUCAAGAAGCCGCGUCUAGACCCUCACGCGACAGCCGUAAGCCCUGAAAAUUGCGACGAGUCUGUUGAGCAAGAUGCAAGACCAAAAAGUUCACUCGAAGCCCUCGCAGAGUCUGCUGCAGCCAUCAGCGAAGCCAGCCAACGAUCACAAGAAGAAUCGACUACUGACGAGGCCAAGGCGGCCAUUGAAUCGGCUGCUGCAGUGGAGAAGACUGCGUUUUCGUUUUCAGAUGAUGGAUCACCGAAAAAGCAAAGAAUCAUUUCCCCAGCGUCGUCGAAUGAGUACCCCAAGGCUGAAUAUGACGAUGAAAUGUCCUACAGUGUGGAAGGAAGUCUCUCUCCUGAUCAUAGCCGAGUCAUGGCUGGCUCGCCCCAUCGUCCUUAUCCAUCCCCUGGAGGUCCCUUUCGAAUGGGUCAUAUGGUCCUCCAAUGCCUCCAUUGCGACCUGGUCUUCACGGUUCAUACGUGGCAUACCCACACCCACAUGGCAUGA
Molecule: messenger RNA, 1206 nt
Organism: Seminavis robusta
Lineage: Eukaryota; Bacillariophyta; Bacillariophyceae; Naviculales; Naviculaceae
Source: the annotation of a GenBank genome assembly